Messenger RNA from Misgurnus anguillicaudatus (oriental weatherfish), 4360 nucleotides. Lineage: Eukaryota; Metazoa; Chordata; Actinopteri; Cypriniformes; Cobitidae. The record is from RefSeq and is a predicted model, not a curated record.
AGACUCUGGGAGGAGAAGCACACCUGCGCAUAGCGCUGUCCAUGGGAGAGGUUUCACAAUUUGAAAAACGAAACAGAAACUUAACAUUUCGGUUUCUUUUCUAUUAAAUUUGAAGCAGUGCAAAUUUGUUUGGUUUAAAAUUUUGUCUUGGAACAUUUAUGUUUUGUGUUUAUUUAGUUUUUAUUGGAAAGUCGUUUAAGUUUGUUAACUAAAAGCUUUAUUUUGCAAAGUCCCACAGAACUUUGGGUUACAGUCGGAAAAGCGAUUUUUUGAAAGAUCAAUGAAAAAUUAAGGAGGGGCUUAGCCUGUUUAAAAACUCAGAACUGUAUGAGGCUUAAACAUCUGCCCCGAUCCAGUAUUACAUUUGGGCUCAGAAGUCGUUUGUUGUUUUUGUACUGCUGAGGUGACAUGAAUGAUUUUGUUGCUGCCAUGCCAACCAAACCAAGAAAGGAACCUGAUGAGAGCACUAUGCCAGAUUUGGCAAAUGGUCCAAUGGAAGAAAGUUCACAACAAAAAGUGAAACCUGAGGCUGUGACUGCUCCUAUGGCUGUGGAUGAUACUAUCUUUUCUCUGACAGAAAUGUUUAGGUCCUUUAUGGAAUGUCUUAAGGAAUGUGAUAAUCGACAAGACAGCGAAACAGUAAGACAAGACAAAAAUUUCAGAGUGCUUAAUCACCACAUCGCCCAGAUGCAACUGGAAAUAGGCCGUAUUCGUCUUGAAGCCAUCUCUGACAAGCCAGUGCCAAGGGUGACAGACGAGUUGUGUUUAGCAAGACUUAAGGACACAGAUGAUAUUGACCACUAUUUGUUAACAUUUGAGAGACUGGCAGAGACGUACCAGUGGUCUAAACAAGACUGGGCUAGUUAUCUAAAACCGUUCCUUACCGGUGAGGCCAGAUCUGCAUUUGUUGAAAUGGACCCUGUACACGCACAAGAUUAUGAUUCUGUAAAGACAGCAAUCCUGAAAAAGUAUGAGAUCAGAGCGGAGACUUUUAGACAGAGAUUCCGUAAUCUAAAUACCCCUGCUGAUGAAUCACCACAAGAGCUUUACACCAGACUGAAAGACUUAUUUUGCAAGUGGGUUAACUAUGACAGCAGUACUAAAAAAGAUAUUAUGGAGACUCUCGUGCUGGAGCAGUACCUACAAGUCUUGCACCCAGAUGUAAAGACUUGUGUCAAGGAGGGUGAUCCAGCUACUGCUGAAGAAGCUGUAAGCCUCGUUGAGGCAUAUAUCAAAGCUCGUAAAGUAACAGGCAGCUUCUGCUAUGCAGGCGUCCCGUCUUUAACUAGAGGAUUUGCAUCCCCUGGUCAGAGCUUAGCUGACAAAUCCUUACAGACUGCAUCAUCGACAGCUAGUUCAACCUCAGCUACUCUUUCUGGUUUUGGUGACAAGUUUAGGACACCUGCAGGCUCAUGGAUCUGUGGCACUUGCUUGGUACAAAACGUGUCAUCAGAUAAAAAAUGUGUGUUUUGUCUUGAACCUGAACCCAACAUAGAGACUGCUUCUAAAGUGGACAGCAAACCUGCAGAUGCCACGGUGAGCCUCAGUUCCCUCUCUCCUUUUCCGGCUGGUAGCUGGGAUUGUGACACAUGCAUGGUCAGGAACAAACCAGAUGUGUUUAAAUGUCUAGAUUGUGACACGGACAAACCUGAGACUGGUGUAAAAUCCAGCAUGACGUUACUGACUCUGCCUGAGGUCUCAUCCGGUCUUUCUGCUGCUUCCUCUUCAUCUCCUACAACUACCACCACCACUUCUACAGGGACUGGACUGUUAGGAUUCAGGGACAAAUUUAUGAAGCCAGAGGGUUCUUGGGACUGCGAUGUGUGCAUAGUUCGGAACAAGGCACAGGAUGUGAAAUGUGUAGCCUGUCAGAACCCUAAACCAGGUAGUUUCAGUUUUGCAGGAGCGGUAGCUGCAGCAGGCCCAAACCCUGCACCUGCAAGCACGCCUGCACCUUUGUUAGGAUUCGGAGACAAGUUCAAGAAACCUGAGGGGAGCUGGGAGUGUGGCGUGUGCUGUGUUCAAAAUAAGACUAAUGACUGGAAAUGUAUUGCCUGCUGGUCAGCAAAACCGUCCGAAGGUUUAAGUUCAUUUUUUGGCAUUCAAUCCAACAGUACAAACUCAAGCUCUUCUUCCUCUUCCACGGGUGGAUUAAAAUUGGGCUCUUCUGACAUCACCUCAAAUGCGACGAGCUUUAAAUUUAGAGGCUUUUUCUCAGAUGCCACUUCAGGUGCAAUUAAACUCGGUAGCACCUCUUCAGAAACCGCAACAAGCACAUCAGGUGGAUUAAAGUUUGGUGGUUCUCAGGAUUCCAGUACAGGACUUAAAUUUGGGGGUGCUAGUGGAAUCUCAUUUGGCUCUCAAGCUGCUAGCUCUGAAAACUCUCUCUCGUAUGGUGCUAAACCUAUAGAGAAGGGAAGCUCCAAUUCAUUGUUUACAUUCUCAGUAACACAGUCCAAAGUAGAGAUAGAUAAUGCUCCUGCUCCCUUCAAACCUGUUUUGACCACCACAACAUCAUCAGCAGCAGCAAACACCAUCCCUGUUUUUGGCAAACCGUUGGUAGUUGAAUCUAAAUUAGCUGCCCCAAAAAUUCUGAUGCCUACCUUCACUUUUGAAAAACCAAAAGAUAAAAAGGAUACCUCUGUGCCUUUCGGUGCUUUGUUAUUCAGUGUAGCCAGUGAAGCUGAAAAAUCAACACCAUCAUUGGGCUUCGCUUUUGGCAAGCAAGAUCCUUCGAAAGAUCCCCCCAAGCCUUUAUUUACAAUUGGUAAACCUGACGAAACAACAGGACCUCUAAAACCAUCAUUUACUUUUGGGCAGAGUAAAGCAGCUCCUGCUUUUGCUGCCAACCGAUCCUCUUUAAUUUCCAGUUCCCCACCAUCCUCUGACGUUGCCUCCAAACUGACAGCCAUCCUCGGACAAGGUGCUACCUCUUUUGGGUCAACUGCACGUUUGUCCUCGACCACAAACUCCCCAGUCCCUGCAUUCGGAGCCAAACCAAAUUUUUUCCCGGUGUUCGGCCAGAAACCCAACCCUGCACCUACAUUUGGAUCAGCUGCUGCCUCCACAGGCCAAGGAGGAUUCCAGUCUGCCUUUGGGGCUGAAUCGGCAGCUUUAUCAACUCCUGCGGCCAGUCCAGCCAUGCCUGCUGUAAAUGCUCCCUCCAGUGGAGCCUCCAACUUUGGCCAGACCCCUGCAUUUAACACUGGAUCAACAAAUAUUUUCACGGUGACACCAUCUGCACAGAAUUCAACUGCUGGAUGCAAAAUCAAAGCUGACCAAGACAGCAAAGAUGGAGCAUAACGGAUUACAAUCAAGCAAGAAUUUUUAACACGGGAUAGUAAUUUGUAUCAUCUGGAUUGUGUGCAGGAUUUGCUAAUUAAAACAAAGAAGCUAGAGCUGGUGUAAUAUGGUGAAGACUGAUCUGGGAAUCUAUACAGAGGAGUGUCUUGUAUCUGUGUACUGAAUUAUUUGUUUGUUUCCUGUGCAAAGGUUGUGUGUGUAUGUGUGGUUUCUUUGUAGGUGCCGAACUGUGUUUGAUGUUAAAACCAGACCUGUGCUCCUGAAUGCUUUCUGUCAUGUGAGAAGCAAUAUGUGUUUUAAGGCCACUGCAGUGGUUUGCAGGCAAGAAAGAAAGAGUUUAAAAUACGUUCAUGUUUUUCUUAUAUUUUGUGUCUCUACCAUCUCAGUCACUUUUGUAAGUCACUUUGGAUAAAAGCAUUUGCUAACUUUAAUAUAGAAAAGAAGCCCUCACACUGUUUACUAUAAUAAAUAGCUUAAUAAGAGUGUCUAUAAUUUAAAAUAGAUUAUAAAUUCAUUGUGUUAAUUGUACUUUAAUGAAAGAUAAUGGUUUAAAAUAUGUUUAUUAAUAUUGUAGUCUAUUUUUAUUAGAAGUUGCAGAGAAUAGCUACUGUAGGUGGUUUGGUGUGUUUUUCCAUGUCAUCAUGAACAUGCACCAGAUGUUUUGUAUAGUUUUUCCAGAUGCAAUAUGUAGUUUUAUUGCAAUGAUGCUUGACCUGUCAUUGUUUCUCAAGGAUUUGUAUUACCUGACACACUCGCACCCCUGGUUUUAGGGUCUUUAAAUCACAUUUUUAGGACUUUUCUGCAGGUUGAGGAGAUGAAAGCAAGAAGCUCUAACAGUAAACUCAAUAGGAACUCUAAUGGAAGCUAUAUUAAACAAUCUCAUUGUGGGUCUUUACUGGUAAUAGAUUUGCUUGAUUUGGUGGAAUGUUAUCUGGUGGAUAACCAGCAAAAUACUUUAAACCCUUAUGGUAAUGGUUUCAUAAUGCUGUUUUUUAAUUGAAAUGUAAUGUAAAUGUCUGCAAAAAUAAAUAAAUAAAUGAAAUCAUUGGAAUUUGUA